Messenger RNA from Saccostrea echinata, 777 nucleotides. RefSeq lists its product as uncharacterized. Bases 1 to 726 code for a protein of 241 amino acids. Lineage: Eukaryota; Metazoa; Mollusca; Bivalvia; Ostreida; Ostreidae. The transcript has 7 exons. The record is from RefSeq and is a predicted model, not a curated record.
AUGACGAAAGUGAAUGCUCAAAUGGCCACUGUAGUAACUGCCACGGUGGUUCACAUUCUGCCUGUUCAUCUGACAACGACUGUACAAGCCACUGUAGCGGAGGAAAACAUCCAUACUGCUUACAUUUUUUUGGAUCCCGUUGCCAAUGCGUUGUUGACUGGAUGGUACUGUACAGAUGAUAGUCAUUGCAGCUGUCCAUCUGGUCAGAAGGGAAAAUGCCAUAAGGAAGUCACCUUUAACAAUUUCCAUAUCAGUAGUCAUUUCUGCGAAUGCCAGGCUCCAAGUACCACUUCUACCACUACAACUACCACUACUACUUUACCAUUGGUACCACUGGCUUGUAGAGAUAUAAAAAUCAGUGUUAUCGAAUCCAUCGCAGAAAAUAUUCAUGUGGAGGACAGCAGAGCAUCACUCUGUCCCAGUAAUAAUAAACACCAAUCGUCUGAGGCCUACGUCAUCCACAAAUGUAACUCUACAGAAAGAAGCUCCUGGACGCGAGGUUUGUCGGUGAAAUCUGGAUGUAAGUCUAUACCUGCUUACACGCCUAUUUCAACAUUUUCUGGCAACAACAACGAUAUGGCGGGCUUUUUUGUCCAAUGCACUGACUCUGGCCAUGGGUUGAAGAUUGCAGCUCAGACUUGCUCUCAUGCCCCCAUGAUCCUCACAUUGAACGAUACCACUACUCCCCGGAUGUCGGAUUUCUUCACCAUUUUUCAACACGUGUAACAUCAUUGCAAUUGUACGAUUACACAAAAUAAACUAAACAUAUAUUGAUAA